Messenger RNA from Manis pentadactyla (Chinese pangolin), 1855 nucleotides. RefSeq names its product vasodilator stimulated phosphoprotein (gene VASP). Bases 329 to 1489 code for a protein of 386 amino acids. The transcript has 13 exons. Gene Ontology annotation, biological process: axon guidance; protein homotetramerization; positive regulation of actin filament polymerization. The record is from RefSeq and is a predicted model, not a curated record. Gene Ontology annotation, cellular component: cytoskeleton. NCBI's taxonomy places the organism in Eukaryota, Metazoa, Chordata, Mammalia, Pholidota, Manidae. Gene Ontology annotation, molecular function: actin binding; SH3 domain binding; profilin binding.
AGUGGAAUUUUGGAAUCAAAUGUAGCGAAGAGAAGUACAGUAGUAAGAGUAACAUUGUAGCCGCCGCCGGUGAAGGGGGCGCGCCGGAGACGGGACGUCGCACCCCCCUUCUGCCACAGGGACCCCUGAUCAAAUCCCCAGAGGGAAGAGGCGCCCGAGGACCCGCCCCGGCCCCGUCCACGUUCCCUCCAGGAAGCCGGACUCUAUGGGGCGGGACCCUGGGGGAGACUGAGCAGAACCUGGAGCCAGCCCCGAACCCCUGAACCUACAGCCAGGGGCGCCCCGGGAGCACCCACCCGUGGGCGCGCCACCCGCCCGCCAAGCAGCCAUGAGUGAGACGGUUAUCUGCUCCAGCUGGGCCACUGUGAUGCUCUAUGAUGACAGCAACAAGCGAUGGGUACCUGCCGGCACGGGCCCCCAGGCCUUCAGCCGUGUACAGAUCUACCACAACCCCACGGCCAAUUCCUUCCGUGUAGUGGGCUGGAAGAUGCAGCCAGAACAGCAGGUGGUCAUCAACUGUGCCAUUGUCCGGGGUAUCAAGUACAACCAGGCCACCCCCAGCUUCCACCAGUGGCGCGACGCCCGCCAGGUCUGGGGCCUCAACUUCGGGAGCAAAGAGGACGCAGCGCAGUUUGCUGCUGGCAUGGCCAGCGCCCUAGAGGCACUGGAAGGAGGUGGGCCUCCGCCCCCGGCUCCGCCCCCAGCAGCACCUCCGACCUGGUCUGCCCAGAACGGUCCCUCUCCAGAGGAGGUGGAGCAGCAGAAAAGGCAGCAGCCGAGCCAGCCGGAGCAUAUGGAGCGUGAGCGCCGCGUCUCCAAUGCAGGGGGCCCACCUGCUCCCCCAGGGGGGGGACCACCGCCACCUCCAGGACCUCCCCCUCCUCCCGGUCCACCCCCUCCCCCUGGUCUGCCCCCCUCAGGGGUCUCAGCUGCAGGGCACGGAGCAGGGGGACCCCCACCCCCUGCACCACCUCUCCCCACAGCACAAGGCCCCAGUGGUGGAGGGGCUGGGGCCCCUGGCCUAGCUGCAGCCAUUGCCGGGGCCAAACUCAGGAAAGUCAGCAAGCAGGAGGAAGCCUCAGGGCCCCCCCCUGCCCCCAAAACCGAGAGCAGUAGAAGCACAGGUGGGGGGCUCAUGGAAGAGAUGAAUGCCAUGCUGGCCCGGAGAAGGAAAGCCACACAGGUUGGAGAGAAACCCUCCAAGGAUGAAUCUGCCAAUGAGGAGCCAGAGGCCCGAGUCCCAGCCCCUAGUGGUGAAUCUGUGCGGAGACCCUGGGAGAAGAACAGCACAACAUUGCCAAGGAUGAAGUCGUCUUCUUCAGUGACCACUUCCGAUGCCCACCCCUCUACAACCAGCUCCAGUGAGGAGUCAGACUUGGAGAGAGUGAAGCAGGAGCUUCUGGAAGAGGUGAGGAAGGAAUUGCAGAAAAUGAAAGAGGAAAUAAUUGAAGCCUUUGUCCAGGAGCUGAGGAAACGGGGUUCCCCCUGACCAUAGGGCCCAGAAGAUCCCAUUUUCCUUUCCAGCACACCCUGCCUGUUACCUUGCUUUCCUUGCCUCACUCGAUUUGGAAUUGGCCCAAGACUACACAGGAAUGCGUCUUACCCACUCCCCAACCCACUUGGAAAGCUCCAAGGGGGUGUGGCUUCUCUGGCACCAUGCCCACACCCAUACUGACUGCUGAUUGGCUGGGGAGGCCCCCACCCUUCGCUCCCUUUGGUCCUUCCCCUCUGCCAUCCCCUUGGGGCUGGUUCCUCUGCUGGGGAUGUACCAAUUAACCCCACAGGAAGGGGGAAGGAAGGAGGGAAUUUCACAUUCCCUUGUUCUAGAUUCACUUUAAACGCUUAAUGCCUUCGA